CUGUUCUCAGUCUUCACCGCAUGCUGGGCUCCGUUCGCCACCUACAGCCUGCUGUCCACCUUCAGUCGUGCGUUCUACUACCGGCAGAACUUUUUUGAGAUCAGCACGUGGCUGCUGUGGACCUGCUACCUCAAAUCAGCCCUGAAUCCUCUCAUCUACUACUGGCGAAUCAAGAAGUUCCGUGACGCCUGCCUUGACCUGAUGCCCAAGUACUUCAAGUUCCUGCCGCAGCUUCCUGGCCACACUAAGAGACGUAUCCGCCCCAGUGCUGUUUAUGUGUGCGGGGAGCAUCGUUCU
This is a messenger RNA of Sinocyclocheilus anshuiensis, 297 nucleotides long. RefSeq names its product probable G-protein coupled receptor 63. NCBI's taxonomy places the organism in Eukaryota, Metazoa, Chordata, Actinopteri, Cypriniformes, Cyprinidae. Gene Ontology annotation, molecular function: G protein-coupled receptor activity. The annotation marks the transcript as partial. Gene Ontology annotation, biological process: G protein-coupled receptor signaling pathway. The transcript has a single exon. The record is from RefSeq and is a predicted model, not a curated record. Gene Ontology annotation, cellular component: membrane.